GGCGCCGUGCGAGGUAAAGGGAAGCGGUGAGGCGGCGAGCAGGGCAGUCGGCGCCGAGGCACCGAGCGGACGCAAACUUCCCCGAGCAAGAGGUCGGUGCCCGGGGUCUUCGGCAGCCCGACCCGACCUCGCCGCGGGACGGGGAGAGCCGGUCGGCCGCGGCUCGGGAAGCGGGGUCCACGCCGGCUGCCUGCGGAUUUGGGUCCAGAGCCACGGAUGUGAAAUACACGCUGCCUACACGAGACGUGUACACGAGCGAGUUAAGAUUAGUGGUUUUCUUCAUGGUGCUAGUUUUAAUGCUGUAGCUAUCUGUGUGUUGCGAGAUGUAAACAAAUGUCGUCUGUUGAGAGCUUCGUCUAGCUAGAUAAGCGCACGGGAGAAGCUGUGUGUGACAAAUGCAAGUAGUUGGGGGUACUGCAGAGUUGUAGAGUUCCUAUGUGUAAUUUUCUUGUGGGGAGUGGAGGGGAAGAGAAAAAGCAUGACUUUAUCUCUUAGUCUUCACUCUGGGGAAGUAAAAGAAGGGGGGAAAAAAAACCCCAACAAGUGGGUGAGUGAACAGCCAGUGUGAUAGUCUUGGAGAGCUGUUAAUUGAACAGCUGGGAUUCAGACUGCAGCCUAGUCUCAUGCUUUGGUUGUCUGCCACAGUUUUUGACCAAACAGCCCCCGAAUUCCAACACACGUGUGCCGUAGUCUUUACAAACACAUAGCAGUAAGAAAAAGUGAAUUUACCAAAGGAGUAUUGCUGAAAAUGCUGUUGGUAAAUGCUGCAACCUGUGAAUGUUGUGUGCAAAGCUCAUGUUAUCACAGUUAUAAAAGAGCCAGAUUCCAUCUGUAGCAAGGAGUUUGUAAUGACAGCUUAUUAGGAGACUGCACAUAACAGCAGGUUUGUCUGUUCUCAAGUGUUCCUCUCUUAGCCUGGAGAACUGUACUUUCAAGACUGAUUCAUGACAUUAUUUCUGUGGGGGUUGGACUCUGUAGUGAGAGACUGAUCAGUCUUUGCUCUGUUCUUCAGGCUGAAAAAAAAAGGCUUUUCGCCUCUUGUUAAGGCAAAAAGCUUCUUUGAGCAGAACAGGGUUGCUGUUUAGACUUUUGCACUGUUGGAGCAGGUUAUUUGGGUGCUGUUCUAAGGUGUAGCUUUAAAACGUUAACAUUUACAAUCUCUAGUGAAUUAGAGGGGAAUGAGAAUGUAGGUAAAGAGGAGGUUUUUGAAGUCCCUUCCCCCGUUUGCUUAGCACUAUGAUGAUGAAAGAUAACAUUAGUUACAAAUGCCUUCAGAAAGAGGAAGGGGAGGAUCUCUUUUAAGGUGGUUUAAACUUAUCUCAAAGCUGAGUCUAAGUGCAUAUUUAACAGUAUAUUGGGAUGUUUAACAGAGUAACCUGCUAGUUUGUUGUUAUUCUGCAGUUGUGUGGGUCAGACUCGGACUACACUGGCAUUCACCAAAAAGAACAAGUGUUUGAAGAUCCAGUUUUCUUUCUGGAAGAAGCUGGGGAUCAGACGGGAAUCUCUUGCUCGCUGAGUGUCCUGUCUGGUGGAAGCCAUGUCAUCCAUAUUGCCAUUCACUCCACCAGUUGUGAAGAGACUUCUGGGAUGGAAAAAAUCUGCUGGUAGCUCUGGAGGGGCUGGUGGUGGUGAGCAGAAUGGUCAGGAGGAAAAGUGGUGUGAAAAAGCAGUGAAAAGCUUGGUCAAGAAGCUCAAGAAAACAGGACAGCUAGAUGAGCUGGAGAAGGCCAUUACCACCCAGAAUUGCAAUACAAAAUGUGUGACAAUACCAAGCACUUGCUCUGAAAUUUGGGGACUGAGUACACCAAACACGAUAGAUCAGUGGGAUACAGCAGGCCUUUACAGCUUCUGUGAACAAACCAGAUCCCUCGAUGGCCGUCUGCAGGUAUCUCAUCGUAAAGGAUUACCGCAUGUUAUUUACUGUCGCUUGUGGCGCUGGCCAGAUCUUCACAGCCACCAUGAACUUAAAGCAAUUGAAAACUGUGAAUAUGCUUUUAAUCUUAAAAAGGAUGAAGUAUGUGUAAACCCUUAUCACUACCAGAGAGUGGAGACACCAGUUUUGCCUCCCGUGCUAGUGCCGCGGCACACUGAGAUUUUGACGGAGCUUCCGCCUCUUGACGACUAUACCCAUUCCAUUCCUGAAAACACUAACUUUCCAGCUGGAAUUGAGCCACAGACCAGUUACAUACCAGAAACACCACCUCCAGGAUAUAUUAGUGAAGAUGGAGAAACAAGUGACCAGCAGUUGAACCAAAGCAUGGAUACAGGAUCUCCAGCAGAGCUGUCUCCUAGUACUCUUUCUCCAGUUAAUCAUAGCCUGGACUUGCAGCCAGUUACUUACUCGGAGCCUGCGUUUUGGUGUUCAAUAGCAUAUUAUGAAUUGAAUCAAAGAGUGGGAGAAACCUUCCAUGCAUCACAGCCUUCCCUGACCGUAGAUGGCUUUACAGAUCCAUCAAAUUCAGAGCGAUUUUGUCUAGGUCUGCUUUCCAAUGUGAACCGAAAUGCUACAGUGGAAAUGACAAGGCGUCAUAUAGGCCGGGGAGUGCGUCUCUAUUACAUUGGUGGAGAAGUUUUUGCGGAGUGCCUAAGCGAUAGCGCGAUUUUCGUUCAGAGCCCCAACUGUAAUCAAAGAUAUGGCUGGCAUCCUGCAACUGUGUGCAAAAUUCCUCCAGGAUGCAAUCUGAAGAUCUUCAAUAACCAAGAAUUUGCUGCUCUUCUGGCUCAAUCUGUGAAUCAGGGUUUUGAAGCAGUUUACCAGCUUACUAGAAUGUGUACCAUUAGAAUGAGUUUUGUUAAAGGAUGGGGAGCCGAAUACCGGCGGCAGACAGUAACAAGCACUCCUUGCUGGAUUGAGCUUCACCUGAAUGGACCUCUACAAUGGUUGGACAAAGUGUUGACUCAGAUGGGCUCCCCUUCAGUACGCUGCUCCAGCAUGUCAUAAAACUCCUUCCUCCUUUAUCAGUGGGCUAAAUACUGAGUCCAAUCAACAGACUUAAUAUAACUGCUCUUCUGUCGUAGUAGUUGUGUGUGGUCCUCAUGAACUCUUUACUAUCCAUAAAAGAAGGUUUCUAAAAAAAAGAAAAAAACCCCAAAAAAACCCCAAAACCAAACAAAAAACCCACAAAAAAAAAAAAAAAAAAAAUAAAAAAAGCCAAAAAAACCCGAAAAACACAAAAAACCACACAAAAAAAAAAAACAACAAAAACAGCACUUGAGGUCUCAUCAGUUAAAGCACCUUGUUGAUUCUGUUUCCUAUACUCUGAUACUAGAUGAGAAUUUAGUGUAUAGAAAUGCCUUCAGAAAGAAGGGGCAGUUCUAAAGACUCUUAAUGGUGUUUUUAUUGGGUAUAUAAUUGAGUGUCCUAAUGGUUUAUCAAUAACAUGAAUAGCUAAGUAUAUGUACAUGAUCUCAAAUAUCACACUAUUGUGCUGUUCUACAUUUUAGUUCUCAUAAAUAGUAGUUUGGAUUUUUUGUCUGGGGGGCAAAUCUCUCAUGAAAUUCCAAGACUCUACUCCUUUCUUCUUUUAUAUUUUUUAUAUAAGCAGGUUUUCAAGUUGUCCUAAACAUUAAAAAAACAGACUUUCCUUGUAGAAAAGCUUAACUUUUUUGCUGCCUUCUUAAAGAAAAUCCCUCCAUUGGAAGGGAAAGAAAUGUCUUGAGAUUCAUCUGCAAAAUCUUAAGGCACUUUAUAUACUUAAUGGGGCCUAAAAUGAAUUCAUAUUAUAAAUUCUGACUGUCCAUCUCACUAGGAGUCUACUUCUCUCUACUCAUCUGCGUUGAUGCAUCUAUUGCCAACAGUAUUGCUGUACUGAUGUAAUUUGGAACUUUUUUUUCUACCUUGAAUCAUAGAAUCAUAGAGUCAUAGAAUCAUAGAAUGGUUAGGGUUGGAAAGGACCUUACGAUCAUGUUGUUCAGAUCCCCUGCCAUAGGCAGGAACGCCUCACACUAAGCCAUGUCACUCAAGGCCCAUGUCAUCCAGCCUGGCCUUGAACACUGCCAGGGGUGGAGCAUUUACCACUUCUUUGGGCAAACUGUGCCAAUGCCUCACCACCCUCACAGUAAAGAUUCAUUAAAAUCAGUGUGUGUUUUCCUCAUAGAAUAAGAUUUUUACUGUAGCAUUGGACACUGGAUUAAGUACACAAGGUGGUUGGCUCACUCCUUACAUGUAUAUUUUUUUCAUUAAACAUUUUUAGUUUUUGAAGCCAAAUACCUUGAAAAAAUCCUUUCCCAGGGUAAGCUAAACUCUUUCGUAUAAGUUUUAAAUAGAUGCAGCUUCUUAACAUAUUUCAGUAACAGAAUUUAAAUUUUUGAUCCGUGUGGCUUUGUUUAGCUUACUUACAUACCUGAACAUACGCAUUCAUUAAGUCAUAAUGGGCCUUGUUAUUAAAAGUAGUUGCUUCUGCAAAACCUCUAGGAUAGUGGUUGCUGAGGUAUGAGCAGCGAAGGAGGACUUCCAGGUUCCUCAUGACAGUGCAUGUUAUUGUCAACCCUUGGACACUACAGCUGCACCAUACUAAAAAUAUUCUGAAAUAUAUUCUACAAAUAAGUCUUUUGGGGAAGGGUUGGGAAACUGUAUAGAAGGGUUAUUCUGACUUGAAAAAUAUACAUCUUACUAACAAUCUUGUGAUCUAGCUGUCUGUCAUUCUUUUGUUAUUGUGGCAGUAGCGGGAUUGCCUUUGUCUGUUUUUCCCAUUGUUUCAUCCAUUGCACUAGCACUGUACUCUGCAAGUACAGCUAGUCAUAACUUCAGCUUUGAGAACAAAAAUGUGGCCAGUGUUACAGCUUUUAAUCAGUUGACUGAAUUGAUGAUAGUGAUGGAUAUUUUUAUGCCAUAAAGACGAGGACAUCGAAGCAAUACCAAAAAUCAAGCCUUGAAAAAGUGGGCCAGACACCUUUAAAAAAAAUAAUGGCAAAGCAGUUACCAGUUUGUGCUAGUUUUACCAGUAGACUAAUGUAUUGGUAGAACUUGUGAACCUAAGAAAUAAGCUUCAUGCGUGUUGCGUUUGCCUAAUAUGUGAACACACUAAUAAAAGUUUUAAUUCUCACAA
Messenger RNA from Strigops habroptila (Kakapo), 5048 nucleotides. It is a transcript of the gene SMAD2, whose product is annotated as SMAD family member 2. The transcript has 12 exons. The coding region runs from base 1538 to 2941 and encodes 467 amino acids. Gene Ontology annotation, molecular function: DNA-binding transcription factor activity, RNA polymerase II-specific; RNA polymerase II cis-regulatory region sequence-specific DNA binding; I-SMAD binding. The record is from RefSeq and is a predicted model, not a curated record. Gene Ontology annotation, cellular component: heteromeric SMAD protein complex. Gene Ontology annotation, biological process: anatomical structure morphogenesis; transforming growth factor beta receptor signaling pathway; cell differentiation. Lineage: Eukaryota; Metazoa; Chordata; Aves; Psittaciformes; Psittacidae.